This is a messenger RNA of Vombatus ursinus (common wombat), 5254 nucleotides long. RefSeq names its product zinc finger and SCAN domain containing 2 (gene ZSCAN2). NCBI's taxonomy places the organism in Eukaryota, Metazoa, Chordata, Mammalia, Diprotodontia, Vombatidae. The transcript has 8 exons. The record is from RefSeq and is a predicted model, not a curated record. Gene Ontology annotation, cellular component: nucleus. Bases 999 to 4040 code for a protein of 1013 amino acids. Gene Ontology annotation, biological process: central nervous system development; negative regulation of transcription by RNA polymerase II. Gene Ontology annotation, molecular function: DNA-binding transcription repressor activity, RNA polymerase II-specific; RNA polymerase II cis-regulatory region sequence-specific DNA binding.
AGGCCUGCGAAGGGAGGGGAGGGGAGGUGGGCUUCUCCGGCAGCAGGCUCCGAGACUAGCCGGCCCCGGGCAGGGAGGGUCCCCAGGGGCAGCACCCCUCCCGACCGUUACUUCCCGGCCCCCGAGAGGUCCCCCGCCUUUUCCCCUCUCUUUUCCUGUAGUUUGAGCUGUGGCCGAGGCACGUCCAUUGUCCCCGGAGUGUUUUGCGUGCGCUCCCUGCUUCAUCAAAGUUACCUGGCUGGCUCAAAGAGAAGUGUUCCCAAGUGUAUACCACGGAACUUCCAGUGAAAGACUGCACAUGUUAACCCAAUGAACCUUUCUCUGUUAGAAUUCUCUAGUUUGAAUCACCUAAUACAAAUUUAAACCUAGAGCCCUUUUUCUGCCACUAAUUUAUUUUCGGCACCUUAGGCAAAUCACUUGACUUCUCUUGACAAACUCCUCAUAUAUAAAAGAAGGGGAUUGUACUCUAUUUCCAAAAGUCCUUUCCAACACUAAAAAUUUUUAGAACCUGGGACCCAAGGAGAACAGCGUAUGGAGAAGCUUGGGGCAAAUAAUCAAGCUGCCAAUUAAGUAGGCUCUAGAGAGCCUACCCUUUACUAAAAUCCCAUGCCCUGCUCAGGUGCUGCUCUCCAUGGUGCUGUCUUGUAUGUGAUCUCAACGUUGUUCUGGGUUCCAAUUUGUAGUUCUGGGGACGAACACAACUUGGUAUCAUAAUGAAGGGAUAGGUAGGGACUGACCUUUCUCUGUUGAAGAAGCCUGGGAAAGGAAGAAACAAGGAGGUAUUUUAUGCUGCUCUACAAGGAUCUGGGAUGGGUUAACAUCCAUCAGUUAACAUCUGUUGAUGCUAUUGUUAUGUUUCUCUGUACCUAGAGCCCUCUGGAAGAGUUCCACUCAGUGGUGCCUAGCCAGAGGCAAGAGUUAGCUUGCCAGGAAAAAAAAAAAAAAAAGGGAAGAGAUCCGACCAUAAGGAAAAAAACCUCUUCUUCUUGAACUGGACAAUGGCUGUAGUUUUGGACCCUCAGGUCCAGGCUCCUCAAACACAAGAUGGAUUCCUCAUAGUUAAACUAGAAGAUGAUUCUCCCUGGCAUCAGGAAUCUUUCCUUCAUGGAAAUGAAGGUCCUGAGGCUUCCUGUCAGCGUUUCUGGCAGUUCCAAUACCAGGAGGCAACAGGGCCACGUGAAGCUUUGAACCAACUCCGUGAACUCUGUCAUCAGUGGUUGAGACCAGAGAAGUGCACUAAAGAGCAGAUUCUAGAGCUGUUGGUGCUGGAGCAGUUCCUGACUGUUCUUCCUAGAGAAAUUCAGACUUGGGUUAGAGAACAACAUCCUGAGAGUGGAGAGGAGGCAGUGACCAUGGUGGAAAAUUUGCAAAGAGAACCUGGCAGGUCAGGGCUGAAGGAGAACGCAGAGAGAUUACACCUAGAACCAGAGAAAGAGCUGAGCUGUGAUCCUAAGAUAGAGCCCCAUUCCCUUCAGGACAGUGCUCUGCCUACUCCUCAGGUGCUUGAUCUUCCUGCAGAAGCAAGUAGUAGUAACCAAGAGAUGAUGGGCAGGUCCCAGGAGCUGGUGACUUUUGGAGAUGUGGCCGUAUAUUUCUCUCAGGAGGCACAGGGACAGUUGGACCCAACUCCACCACCGGACCUCUUUCAAGAUCAAACUCAGGAGAAUUAUGAAAAUGGUGUCUCACAGAGAUUUCCAAUUCCCAGACCCAAUAUGAUCUCCCAGUUAGAGCAAGAGGAGAAACUGCAGAACCCAGAUCUUCAAGGCUCUAAGGAGAAUGGAAAUUCAAAAGAUUCUCAAAUAGGUGAACAAGCAAAACUUGUUCAAGCGCCAGUAAUGAAAAAAGUCAAACACUGGGAAGAUCUGGAGCGUCAGGGCUUGGAAGAUGAGAAGGUGGCAGGUGUACACUGGGGCUAUGAAGAAACCAAAAUUUUUCUAGGGAUUCUCAGUGAGUCUUGGAUUUAUGAAAAACUCCGAACUUGUCACCGGAACCGUCAGGUAUACCGGAUUGUGGCCGAGCGACUACGUGAGCGAGGCUUCCUCCGGACUCUGGAACAAUGUCGAUAUAGAUUUAAAAACCUUCAGACAAACUACCGCAAAGCAAGAAGCACCCACACCCCGGGAACCUGCCCCUUCUACGAGGAAAUGGAUGCUCUGAUGAGCUCCCGUGUGGCUGUCACUGCCCCAGAGGUGGAAAGGGAUCUCUUUGGGCAGGGGGAGCAUGAUGUUGAAACUGAAGAACUUGAGAGGGAUAGCUGGGAACAUGAAGAAAUAGCAAUGGCAGGGGUGGUAUUAGAGGGUGGAUCCAGGGAACUGGACCUGGUCUAUCCAGCAGCGUCUUUGGAAGAAUUGCAAUCAGGGGCUAUAACAGAAGAUUCUGAUGGUGAUGAAUUGGGUAAUGAUGAAACAUCUGAAAGUCCUGGUACCCCAACCCUGUUUUGGAGUGCCACGGGAGUGCACUGGGGAUAUGAAGAAACCAAGGUUUUUCUGGGGAUUCUUGGUGAGCCUCGUAUUUAUGAAAAACUCCGGACCUGUCACCGGAACCGUCAAGUGUACAGGAUUGUGGCUGAGCGGCUUCGUGAAUGUGGCUUCCUCCGAACUCUGGAGCAAUGUCGUUAUAGAUUUAAAAACCUUCAGACACACUACCGAAAAGCAAGAAGUGGCCACACCCCAGGGACCUGCCCUUUUUAUGAGGAGAUGGAUGCCCUGAUGAGUCCAUGGACCACCAUUACUCCCUUUGAUGUCCUAGAGGUGGCAGGGGGUCUUCUAAAGGGGAAAGCAGAAUCCAAGGAGAGCAUUGACUGGGAGAACCAUGAGACAGUAACAGAAGAUGGCAACCAUGUGGAAGUGGAGGCAUCACCAAAGGCACUCAAGAGCUUUAAGUCACAAGAUCUAUUUCAGAAUCCCAGUGAACUUCCCAUUUCCAAGCCAGAUUCAAACUCCAAGCCAGAGAGGGGGGAAGAGCUGUGGAAUGUCAAUCUCCUUGAUUCCAAGGAAAUUCAGAGAAGUCGCCAUACAGAUUUGGAAAUGAGCAAUGAGAAGGAGGAGAAUCUGAGCCAGGAAAUUUCUCAGGAAAUAGAACUACAUGCAACAUUACUGGGAAGCUCCAAAAGAAAUGUUUCCCAUUGUCUUAAUUGGAGGAAAGCCUGGGAAAGUGAAUACAGAACUGAAAGGCAAUGGAAAAUGCUCCCAGAGGAGGCACAAGGGCCACCGUCUCCUCAGGAAAGAAAUUUGGGCAAUUUUAUAGGUCUUCAGGGAACCUACAUAGGAGAAAACCCAAACACAUGUUCUGAAUGUGGGAAAAACUUCAGUCAGAGCUCACACCUUGCUGUACAUCGAUUAGCUCACAUUGGGGAAAAGAAAUUAUAUAAUUGUGAUGAGUGUGGCAAGACCUUUGGUCGAAGUUCACAUCUUAUUUGCCACCAGAGAAUCCACACAGGAGAGAAGCCUUACAAAUGUCCUGAAUGUGGAAAAGGCUUCAGUGAUCACUCUAACCUCACAGCACAUCAAAGAAUCCAUACAGGAGAAAAACCCUAUAAAUGUGGUGAGUGCUGGAAAAGCUUCAAUCAAAGCUCAAGCCUUAUUAUGCAUCAGAGAAUUCACACAGGAGAAAAACCCCACAAGUGCAGUGAAUGUGGAAAAAGCUUCACUAACAGCUCACAUUUCAAUGCUCACUGGAGGACUCACACAGGUGAAAAACCCUACCAGUGUCCUGAAUGUGGGAAAAGAUUUAGUAAGAGUUCUACCCUCACCAGCCAUCAGAGAAUACAUACAGGAGAAAAACCCUAUGAAUGUCUUGAAUGUGGGAAAAGUUUCAGUGAUCGUUCAAAUCUCAUUACACAUCGACGAAUUCAUACAGGAGAGAGACCCUAUAAGUGUGGUGAGUGCGGGAAAAGUUUCAAUCAGAGUUCAAGCCUUAUUAUACACCAGAGAAUACACACAGGAGAGAAACCCUAUGAAUGUAGUGAAUGUGGCAGAAGAUUUAAUAACAGCUCACACUUUAGUGCACACCGGAGAACUCAUGUGGGAGAGAAACGCUGACUGGCAUCAAAUGUUGGGGAAGUAUCAGUAAAGCUUCAAGUUUCACAUACCAGGUAAUCAACCCCAAAAGAAAAGUUUCUGUUGUAUUUAAUUCUGUACCACAUCUGAAAAAGACUAUAGUAGUUAAGGUUCACUGCCCACAGAAAUAAUGUUUCUGUUUUAUUAAAAUGUGCACUUGUCUUGGAAAAUAUGCUUCAGGAUUCUCUUUUAAAUGCUGUUGAAGCUGAAGCCAUGUUUCCAAAGCCAUUAGAGACCAGAGUUCUUUUCUGGCUCAGUCACCAUCUCACUGUACGGCUCCUGUAUCACUGUGCCAUAGCUUCCACACCUUGGAAAUAGGAAGAGGGCAGUUCUGUCCUUGAAUGCCCUCCCUGCCUGGAGAGAGGAGUGGCAUUAUCACCAUCAGCGUAGUGACAAUAACAGUCAUAUAACCUAGCUGCAGAGCAGGACUGUGGACCCACACUGAGUGUGCAGUUAUCACUGCCCAGCAUCACUUGAAGGACAUGAAAGAGAGACCACAUCUAGAGUCUCUUUCAGGGCCAGAGGUUGGUGUUCUCUAAACUACUACAAACACCACCUGCCAGCUUGGUUUUUCUUUAUUUAAUGAGGGAUGGCUAUGAGUAAUGGUACUAUAUUUAAUUCAAGUCAGUAGCCAUCAUAUUUAGUGCCUACUACAUACAAAGCACUGCAUUAUGCACUAUAGGUAGGAGGUGGAAGAAAUACAAAAAUAAUUGUUCCAAAUUACAGCUAUGCUUCCAUAGUGUUGAAGAAUUAUAUUCUUUGGUCCGAAACCUAGUGUUGUGCCUCAAAUAAGGUAGCUGGGUUAUAUAGAAGAGACAAAGUGGAUGGUUUCUUGAGAUGUGGUAAAGAGUUUCCUGGAAUGUGUCCUGAGCAAUAACUAAAAAGUACAGUGUCUUUAAGAAGACGUAGUUUUUUAGGCCUCUGAGUCCCCUGAACUAUAGAUAGGCUGAAUACUCCUUUUCCUCCCAUCAAAUCCCAUGAUCACUACCUGUGCCUCAUUGCUAGUCUCACCAAACAUCAAGAUGAAGGGAGUCAGGAUGGGCUCAGCAUGCGAGAUCAGAUGUCGCUUCCAGAAAGAUGAAAAAUUCUGAAGGUGAAGCUGCUUCCAUACCCUGCCUCUGGGAAUCUGAAAAAUUUUAGGAAACUUCAGAACCACAACAAUUUCCCUUUCUCUUAAUAAAACAGAAUUCUAUUUU